Messenger RNA from Elephantulus edwardii (Cape elephant shrew), 1695 nucleotides. Its product is annotated as protein misato homolog 1-like. Lineage: Eukaryota; Metazoa; Chordata; Mammalia; Macroscelidea; Macroscelididae. The transcript is spliced from 14 exons. Gene Ontology annotation, cellular component: cytoplasm. Gene Ontology annotation, biological process: mitochondrion distribution. The record is from RefSeq and is a predicted model, not a curated record. Bases 1 to 1695 code for a protein of 564 amino acids.
AUGGCGGGCAGGGGGCGCAAGGUGCUUACUCUUCAGUUGGGACAUUUCGCUGGUUUUGUGGGAGCUCACUGGUGGAACCAGCAGGAUGCUGCUCUGGGCCGCCCCACCGAUGCCCAGGAGGCGCCAGGAGAACUGUGCCCCGAUGUCCUGUACCGGGCAGGCCGAACCCUGCAUGGCCAGGACACCUACACGCCGCGGCUCAUCCUCAUGGAUCUGAAAGGUAGUCUCAGCUCCCUGAAACAGGAAGGUGGACUCUACAGGGACAAACAACUAGAUGCUACAAUAGCAUGGCAGGGGAAGCUCACUACACACAAAGAAGAACUCUACCCCAAAAACCCUUAUGUUCAUGACCUGCUGAGUGCAGAGGGAGAGCUGAGUAGUGAUGGUGUCUGGAGGGUCAAAUCCAUCCCCAAUGGCAAAGGUCCCCCGACACACACCACUGCUAAAACACCAAAACCACCCACCCCAACAGUGGGCAGCAUCAGAGUUUGGUCAGACUUCCUCCGAGUCCAUCUCCAUCCCCGAAGCAUCUGUAUGAUCCACAAAUACAACCACGAUGGAGAAACAGGUCGGCUGGAAGCUUUUGGUCAAGGGGAGAGUAUCCUGAAGGAACCAGGCUACUUGGAAGAGCUGGAGGACAGGCUACACUUCUACGUGGAGGAGUGUGACUACCUGCAGGGUUUCCAGAUCCUGUGUGACCUGCACGAUGGCUUUUCUGGGGUAGGCGCCAAGACGGCAGAGUUGCUACAGGAUGAAUACUCAGGGCGGGGGAUACUAGCCUGGGGCCUGCUCCCUGGUCCCUACAACCUUCAGGAACCCCAGAAGAACAUCUACCGUCUGUUAAACACAGCAUUUGGACUGGUGCACUUGACUGCUCACAGCUCUCUCGUCUGUCCCUUAUCCCUGGGUGGAAGCCUGGGCUUGCGGCCUGAGCCACCUGUCACCUUUCCACAGCUGCAUUAUGAUGCCAGCUUGCCCUUCCACUGCAGUGCCAUCCUGGCUACCGCCCUGGACACACUCACUGUUCCUUAUCGCCUGCAUUCCUCACCUAUUUCAAUGGUUCAUAUGGCUGAUAUGCUGAGCUACUCUGGGAAAAAGGUGGUGACAGCAGGAGCCACCAUCCCAUUCCCUUCAGGCCAAUCCCUUCCUGAUACCCUGGUGCAGCUUGCGGGUGCCACUCCUUGGACCCCGCUGUCUGCAUGUGGGGACUCAUCUGGAGCACGCUGCUUUGCCCAGUCAGUGGUGCUAAGAGGUCUAGAAAGAGUAUUCCACACCAGUCACCUCACCCCAGGGACACCUCCGCCCUCCCAGCUCCAUGCCUGUGCCACUGGGGAAGAAGUCUUGGCCCAGUAUUUACAGCAGCAGCAGCCUCGAGCUUUGAGUUCUUCCCAUCUGCUGCUGACUCCUUGUAAGGUGGUCCCUCCUUACCCACACUUCUCCUCAAGCUUCAGCCAACAGGGUUCACCUUCUGGAGGGGCAGAGGGGAAGAGCAUCCCAGUCUUGGGGGCCCUAUAUUCCUCUUCAUCUUUGCACCAGACACUGAGAGACUUGGCCAAAGAACUCACCAACCUUGACUUGCGGCGCUGGGCCAGCUUCAUGGCUGCUGGGGUGGAGCAGGAGGACCUAGAGGAGCUGCUGCAGGAGCUCAACAGUCUGGCCCGGUGCUACCAGGACAGCAGCAGCCUCGUGGACUGA